Molecule: messenger RNA, 1005 nt
Organism: Rhinichthys klamathensis goyatoka
Lineage: Eukaryota; Metazoa; Chordata; Actinopteri; Cypriniformes; Leuciscidae
Exons: 3
Coding region: 1-1005 (334 amino acids)
Source: RefSeq, a predicted model, not a curated record
AUGCCAAUUACAACUGAACAAACAAGUACACUUUUGCCAACAACAACAUCUAAGGUUCAAACAACUUCUGUUUUGCCAUCAACUUCUACAAGCACAAUCCAUGAUGCUUUGACAACAUCUGAAUUGCCAAUAGAAACAACUCAAAUACAAACAACUCAAAUACGCACUACGAUUUUGCCAACAUCAUCAACUACGGUUCAAACAACAUCUGUUUUGCCUACUUCUACAAGCACAAGCCAUGUUGCUGCAACAACAUCUGAAAUGCCAAUAACAACUAAACAAACAAGUACACUUUUGCCACCAACAACAACCACAUCCACGACUCAAUCAACGACCGUUGUGGCAUCAACAUCUACAAAUACAAUUCCUAUUACAAUCACAACAUCUAAAAUGCCAAUUACAACUACUGAACAAAGCACUAUACUUUUGCCAACAACCUCAUCAACAGUUCAAACAACAUCUGUUUUGCCAACUUCUACAAGCACAAUAAAUGACGCUGUGACAACAUCUGAAAUCCCAAUUACAACAACUGAAGCAAGCACUACGCUUUUGGCAACAACCUCAUCUAUGGUUAAAACAACAUCUGUUUUGCCAACUUCUACUAGCACAAGCCAUGAUGGCGCAACAAUAACUGAAAUGCCAAUUACAACUGAACAAACAAGUACACUUUUGCCACCAACAACAACCGCAUCAACAACUCAAUCAACGACCGUUGUGGCAUCAACAUCUACAAAUACAAUCCCUAUUACAAUCACAACAUCUGAAAUCCCAAUUACAACAACUGAACAAAGUACUACACUUUUUCCAAAAACAAAAUCUAAUGUUCAAACAACAUCUGUUUUGCCAUCAACUUCUACAAGCACAAGCCAUGAUGCUAUGACAACAUCUGAGAUGCCAAUUACAAAAACUGAACAAAGCACUACACUUUUGCCAACAACCUCAUCUAUGCUUCAAACAACAUCUUUUUUGCCAUCAACUUCUAUGAGCACAGGCCAUGAUGCUUAA